Messenger RNA from Trichophyton rubrum CBS 118892, 1509 nucleotides. RefSeq lists its product as uncharacterized. Bases 1 to 1509 code for a protein of 502 amino acids. The transcript has 2 exons. Gene Ontology annotation, biological process: cell wall organization. Gene Ontology annotation, cellular component: extracellular region; cell surface; fungal-type cell wall. NCBI's taxonomy places the organism in Eukaryota, Fungi, Ascomycota, Eurotiomycetes, Onygenales, Arthrodermataceae. Gene Ontology annotation, molecular function: glucan endo-1,3-beta-D-glucosidase activity; 1,3-beta-glucanosyltransferase activity. The record is from RefSeq and is a predicted model, not a curated record.
AUGAAGACUAAUCUCUUCAUCUUUGCUGCUUUCUUUCUCCCGGGCUCUGUGGUUGCUAGGCCUCACAACCACAAUCAUGCUCAUGGCCUGGAGAAACGCGCUUAUGUGACUGAUACUAUUGUUGUUAAGGUGCCUGAGGUUAUCAACUGGGUUGAUAAUGCUGGCAAUACCGUCACAAUUGAAACUAAGGGGAUGAAGUCUUUCAAGACCGUUCAUCCUACCCCUGACAAUGGAGAUGUUGGCACUACUAUCUUCCCUGAUACCUCUACUAUGGCUACUACCACAGUCACCAAUAUACCCACUUCUGUCUCUACCCCUGUCCCUAAGCCAGAGCCUACCACCGAGGUAAAAAUCCCUGACCUGAAUCCGGGGUCGACUGAGAUCAAACAAACUAAGGACAUUACUACCACCAAAAUCAAGCCCUCGGAGCCUGUUAUUACUGAGCCGAAAAGCACUGAUAAGCAAAAUGGUGUUUCCCCUGUGCAGCCCACUAUCACUGAGCCAAAGAAAACAGAGACCACAGCGCAUGAGCCUACCAUCACGGGUCCAGGGACGACUGCUCAGCCAACAGAGACGAGCGCCACCAAGACCACGAUUACUGAAGUCAAACCGACCUCUGUUAGGCCAACCGAGCCUCCGACGACAUCUAUUCAGUCUCUAGCUCCAAGCAAGCCUUCAAACGUACCUGCUCAUACUUCCUUGCCAGCCAAGGACCCUACUGAAAAAUGGAUUCCUGCAAAUGGGUUUGGAAUCUGCUAUGCCCCAUAUGCUGCUGACGGGAAAUGCAAAAACCAGGACCAAGUCAAUGCAGACUUUGCAAAGCUGAAUGAGUAUAGUAUUGUUCGUUCCUAUGGCGUUGACUGCAACCAAAUUGCAAUGAUGCUUAAUGCGGCAAAGACUUACAACAAGAAAGUUAUGCUUGGCCUUUUCACCAUUCAAAACGUCGACUCUGAUUUGAACAUUUUCCUUGCCGCUGCAAAGAACAACUGGGCAUACAUCUACGCCGUUGCUAUUGGCAACGAAGUCGUUAACACCAGAAAAGCAUCAGCUAAUGCCCUCGUCAACGCGGUCAAUCACUCUAGGGAUGUCCUUCGUUUUAACGGAUACAAUGGCCCAGUCGUAGCCGUCGACACCGUCAAUGCCAUGACCGCUCAUCCAGAAAUCUGUUACGCAUCUGAUUUCUGUGCUGUCAAUAUCCACCCAUUUUUCGAUCCGCAUACCUCCGCUUCUGAGGCCGGACAGUUCGUUAGAGAGCAAUCCAAGGCUGUUUCUAAUGCCGUACACGGAGCCAAGAGAGUUAUUGUCACUGAAACUGGAUGGCCUCAUGGCGGCUACCAAAACGGAGAAGCUUUUCCCUCAAGAGAGAACCAGCGCAUUGCUAUCGAGAACAUAAAGCAGGCUUACAAAGAUACCAAUGGAGAGCUGUUCUUAUUCUCUGCUUUCGAUGAUCCAUGGAAAGUAGAUGGUUCCAACACUUUCGGUGCAGAGAAGUACUGGGGUAUCUACUAA